This is a messenger RNA of Glycine soja, 840 nucleotides long. Its product is annotated as miraculin-like. The coding region runs from base 61 to 711 and encodes 216 amino acids. NCBI's taxonomy places the organism in Eukaryota, Viridiplantae, Streptophyta, Magnoliopsida, Fabales, Fabaceae. Gene Ontology annotation, molecular function: endopeptidase inhibitor activity. The transcript has a single exon. The record is from RefSeq and is a predicted model, not a curated record.
GCUACAUUCAUCAGUAACCAAAAUACAAAAGUACGUACCUUAUAUAUAUACAAAUCAAUAAUGAAAAACAUAUUGCUAGUGUUCGUGCUUCUCUUUGGCUUGGUCUCGCAACCACUACUUGGAGCAGUUGAUGCAUUACCUGAGGCAGUGAUUGACACAUCAGGAACGGAGCUCCAACCUGGUCUCAGUUACUAUGUUGUUCCGGCUAUGCGAAGUUUCACAAGAUGUGGAAAGUUCGAAUGCUUGAAUGCUGAAGGCCUUUCACUUGCCAGCAUUGGUGAAUCAUGUCCUCUCGAUGUUGUGGUUGAGCAAAGAUCUUUUGGCUUGCCAUUGUCAUUUUCACCACUUGACACAAAUGAAAGUGUUGUUCGUGUGUCCACUGAUUUGAAUAUCAUGUUCUGCACUGAUCGUACUAGCUAUAGUUGCGCUGAGUAUUCCCCAGUGUGGAAGUUGGAUCACUUUGAUGUGUCUAAAGGAAAGUGGUUUGUGACCACUGGUGGCUCUAUGGGAAACCCUAGUUGGGAAACUAUACGCAACUGGUUCAAGAUUGAGAAGUGUGAUAGUGCUUAUAGGAUUGUUUAUUGUCCCAGCGUGUGCCCUUCUUCCAAGCACAUGUGCAAGGAUGUUGGUGUGUUUGUGGAUGAGAAUGGCUAUAGGCGUUUGGCUCUAAGCGAUGUUCCAUUCAAAGUCAAGUUCCAGCUGGCAAAAUAAAAUUAAUUAAGCUCCUUUCUAAUAAUGAAUAAGUCACAAGUAAUACUAAUAAGCAAUAAGUGUGUUUUCUACAUGCAUGUUAUUAUGUGAAAAGAAAUGAAUAAAACGAAGAAAUAUCUUCUCGUGGCA